Messenger RNA from Aspergillus novofumigatus IBT 16806, 808 nucleotides. RefSeq lists its product as uncharacterized. Lineage: Eukaryota; Fungi; Ascomycota; Eurotiomycetes; Eurotiales; Aspergillaceae. Bases 254 to 808 code for a protein of 184 amino acids. The record is from RefSeq and is a predicted model, not a curated record. The transcript has 3 exons.
CUCACUUCUAUAGACCACACCAUUUCUAGAGGCCCUCAAUAUAUCUCAGCAUACAGUAGAUCCGAGACCAUCUUCAACAUGCGGCCAGUGGGCCUUGGAUGUCAUUACAAAAAUUCAAGGACUAACAGAGCUCUCUGACCUUACCAUCAUUUGCAAUGGGACCAGAUUUCCAGUGCAUAAAGCAGUUGUCUGCUCACAGUCACCAGUGCUACAUGCUGCCUGUAGCAGGGAUUUCAAGGAGUCACAGUCAGGAAUGUACAAGAUGAGUGAUGGCUCGACGCAUAUCAUUGACAAACUUUUGCAAUAUUUCUACACCGGAGACUAUACUAGGCUAUCCGAAGAGGACGACAGCGCAUACUCACAUAUGUCUGCACUUCAACUUCACGCAAGGCUCUUUGCAAUGGCUGAUAAGUACAAUAUGAAAGACUUAUGUGCCCUUUCAGCAGAGAAAUACUCCUCUAGGCUUGAAAAAGACUUCAACAUCAUUGAAUUUUUAGAGUCCAGCCCAGAUGUCUAUCAUUUAACGGCGCCACAAGUUCAAACAUUGAGGAAUCUUGUUUUACACUUCGCCCGAAAGAACCUCGAAAAUGCUCUGCAUCACAGCUUGCAUUCCAAGAUCUAUGAUGAUAUUACGUGCGAAGUUCCAACAUUUACAAAGGACUUGCUCAACUCAUAUAUUGCGUCCCCGAUUGGCCAACUGUCAGAACUGUGGGCCAACAAUGGCCAUGCAGGCGUUGCAAGUUCGAUGCCAGCAGUGCAGCCGAGAAAGGGCGUACUGAGAAUGCCUAGAAAAUUAAGUCUAAUUUAG